AUGGAUCCCAAAUGUAUCCUAAUCUUAGCUCUAAUCUUCUCUCUGCUUUCGAGUUCUCCAAUAUUGAUUGUUGCUCAAAUCAAUACGCCAUGUUCACCAACCAUGCUCUCUAGCGUUACAGGGUGCAUGAAUUUUCUAACGGGAAGUGGUAAUUCUCCGACUUCAGAUUGUUGUGAGGCCCUUAAGUCGUUAACCGGAACCGGUGUGGACUGUUUGUGCCUGAUUGUAACCGCAGGUGUGCCACUCAAUCUUCCAAUAAACCGAACUCUAGCCAUCUCUCUCCCUCGUGCAUGUGGCAUGCCUGGUGUCCCCGUUAAAUGCAAAGCUUCUGCAGCACCUCUUCCUGCUCCAGGCCCUGCGUCUCUCGGCCCGACUGCUUCUCCUACAGAUACGCAAACUCCUGAAGGCCCUGCUUCUUUCGGUCCGACCACUUCUCCAACAAGUUCGAUAACUCCUAACGACCAGGAUUUUCCGGGAUCGGGCAUCGGAGGAGACCCGACGGCGUCAACUCCUUCAGCCUCGUUGCCUUCCUCUUCGCACUCUCUCAAGCCUUUGCUUCUUCUAUUUGCUUUAUUAGCCUUUGAGAUGAUCAGAUUAUUCUAA
Messenger RNA from Thlaspi arvense, 603 nucleotides. Lineage: Eukaryota; Viridiplantae; Streptophyta; Magnoliopsida; Brassicales; Brassicaceae. The record is from the annotation of a GenBank genome assembly.